AUGUCGUACAUGCUAAGGGAGAAAAAGGAGCGUAAAAAAUCGUCUCGUUAUCCUGUAGUCGACAAAUCGCUUUAUCUGCCUUAUGUGAGUGAUGACAUGACCCCUGAAGAGAUUAUGAAGAAGUUUGAGGCACUGGAAGAGUUUCAACGCAAAAAAGCAGAAAAGAGAAAUCAUAAUGAAAAGAGCCCAGAUUCAAGUGUUCAAGGCAGCAAACCUGAAGAAUCUGCUAACGAAGUUUCCUUAGACGAUAGCGAUCUGAUGGAACUAUGUGAUCAAAUCGGCACCGUUUUCGACGAGAAGAUCACCGACGAAGACGACGCCUACGAAGACCACGACUUCUCGGAAGAAGACGAGGACUUCGAGUUCGAUUCCGAUAUUUCCGAAGACGAAACAAAACGGCAGAAAGGCCGCUCCGGGAACGUCCAUCUCUACUUCACGCGCGCCGGCCGCCUGAUUGAAACCGUUUCCAGCAAGGCUCUUUCCCGGAAGUGCUACCAGCUGCUCGGUCCCCCCGAAUCCCCGCGGUUAAUCCCCGUCGGCGACACGUCGAGUCCGUUUCCCUGCGAAUACAUCAAAAUCCCCGCUUCGAUUCCGCUGACGUGGACGCACACAAUUCAGGACUUUGUUCCGCCGACCCCGCAGCAGUGCAUUUUAACCGCGGAUCCGCUGUCCUUCGACUACUCGACGCUCCAGCAGACGUUCAACAUGGUGUACGUCAACACGCCCAGCGACCUCUCCUACCUCGAGCUGGAGCGCCUGCAGCUCUCGCGCCGCGUGGUUCCCGCGGGAUUCGUCUUCGUCUGGGCGGACAAGGAGAGCAUUCCCGCGGUUCUGUCGAUCUUCGAGCGGAAAGGGUUCUUCUACGUGGAGAAUCUGGUGUGGGUGCGUUGCCACGACGAGGACACGGUCCCAUUGGGCGAUGAGUCGUCGCUGCUGCGGCGGCGGAAGCGGACGCUGCUGAUUCUGCGGCGCGGAAGACGGCUGGCGAACGGGUCGGUGAGCUUCGCGGGACUGGACCUGCGGCAUCAGAGGAACCCCGACGUGGUGAUCGCGCCGUAUAGCGUGCGGGGACGUAGGGGAGAGAGGAGGCGUGAAGAGAAGGGUCGCUGA
Messenger RNA from Blastocystis hominis, 1110 nucleotides. RefSeq lists its product as hypothetical. The record is from RefSeq and is a predicted model, not a curated record. Bases 1 to 1110 code for a protein of 369 amino acids. The transcript has 10 exons. NCBI's taxonomy places the organism in Eukaryota, Bigyra, Opalinata, Blastocystidae.